Molecule: messenger RNA, 535 nt
Organism: Ambispora leptoticha
Lineage: Eukaryota; Fungi; Glomeromycota; Glomeromycetes; Archaeosporales; Ambisporaceae
Source: the annotation of a GenBank genome assembly
UUGUAUUGAAAACUUCCCAUUAAUUAACAAGACGAAAGGCGCAUUCUUCCUAUUGGUCAAAGACAAAAUUAAAAUCGAUAAUGAGGAAGAACAUGACAAAUUUGAUGACAAGGAAGAACAUGACAAAUUUGACGAUGAGGAAGUACAUGACAAAUUUAAUGACACGAAAGGCAAAUUUGAAAAAAGAUAUCCUAAUGCUUUUAACGUGCUGCACUUGAGCAAUCUGAAUAUUAUUAGUAAAUUUCCUACAAUCAGAAAUAAAGUGAAAGCAGUAAUCAAUUAUAUCGCGAAAAUUGAAAGGAUAGAGGUUUUGAGUGAUCUCACAGGGAUGAAAGGAAUUAAAAGUAAAACCAUCGAAAAUAUAAUUAGGUUACUUCCAAAGUUCGAAAAUAAAUUGCAGAAAUUACAGGAACUAGAAAACAAGAUGAAAGGCAGAUUUAAAAAAAAUAUCCUUAUGCUUUUAACGUGCUGCACUCGAGCAAUCCAAAUAUCAUUAGUGAAUUUCCUAGAAUUGGAAAUAAAGCGAAAGCAGUAA